CGAAUGCCAACUCGGAUGGCAUCCAUCACACCGUGGUGACGGGAACGCAGGACUCGGGGAUGCAGCUGUAGGGAAGACAGAGGCCCAAGCGGUACAGACUACAGGCGAAAGAAGCGUCACAGAGUAGACAAAGCAGAGAACCCAGCAGGGCGUGGCAGGACACCUGGUCGCGAGCAGAGAGCGCGCCUUGAGAGUGAAAGUGAGAGACGGGCCAGUCCGAGGCCAGGCAGGAACGGGGGCGGAACUUCCGGAAGCCAUUUGCCUGAGUGGCAGGGGAACCGGAAGUGGAGGCGCUGCUGCUGGUGCUGGGGCCCGAGGAGGGACGCGCCGGACUGGGGCCGCCGGGACUGAGCGAGCGACAGACGCGCCACCAGCCGACGCCGCAGCCGCUUGGGGCCCGCACGGACCCUCUACUUGAGUAUAGAAUGAGCCAAGGAGACUCAAACCCAGCAGCAAUUCCACAUGCAGCAGAAGAUAUUCAAGGAGAUGACAGAUGGAUGUCUCAGCACAAUAGAUUUGUCCUGGACUGCAAAGACAAAGAGCCCGAUGUACUAUUUGUGGGAGACUCCAUGGUACAGUUAAUGCAACAAUAUGAGAUAUGGCGAGAGCUUUUUUCCCCACUUCAUGCACUUAAUUUUGGAAUUGGGGGAGAUACAACAAGACACGUUUUGUGGAGAUUAAAGAAUGGAGAACUGGAGAACAUUAAACCUAAGGUCAUUGUUGUCUGGGUAGGAACAAACAACCAUGAAAAUACAGCUGAAGAGGUAGCAGGCGGGAUUGAGGCCAUCGUACAGCUUAUCAACACAAGGCAGCCACAGGCCAAAAUCAUUGUAUUGGGUUUAUUACCUCGAGGUGAGAAGCCCAACCCUUUGCGGCAAAAGAAUGCCAAGGUGAACCAGCUUCUCAAGGUUUCCCUACCGAAGCUUGCAAAUGUGCAGCUCCUGGAUACAGAUGGGGGCUUCGUGCACUCGGACGGUGCCAUCUCCUGCCAUGACAUGUUUGAUUUUCUGCAUCUCACAGGCGGGGGCUAUGCAAAGAUCUGCAAACCCCUCCAUGAACUGAUCAUGCAGUUGCUGGAGGAAACACCUGAGGAGAAACAGACCACCAUUGCCUGACUGGCUCCCAUCAGUGUUAAUAGCAUCCCAGCUUCCUCAGAUCAGUUAUAUCACUGGCACUACAGAAUCCUCUUUCUUAAGGCACUUUGCAUUGUAGAAUGCUCCUGGAUGCUCAUAUCUAGUGUUUGAAGGGAGGAGGGAUUUAAACUGGUCCUGUAUAUAGAAGUUUUGUUUGACACAGGAGAAAAAUUAGCCAAGGAAGAUUGUUGUUUAAAUUGAUUUGAAACCAGAAGGUGACUUUUUAGUUGUUUGUGUGACACAUUCAUUGAAUUAUCACUGUUUUUCCUAGGAUAUCAUCAAGCCCAAGUACUGAAUAAUAUGAAGAUUCUUUUCUUGGCCUUUUUCUAUGGAUUAUGUCAUAUGAUAAUUAUCAGAAUCACACCUAUUUGACUUUAAACAGAUGUGGUUUUUUUUUUUCCAGUUUUUAAGGUUCAUAAUUUAGCCUUUUGUUUUAUUUUGUUUUACUCAUAUAUGUCCUUGGUGUUUUCUUAUCAUAUAGCAUCAUAUUAAAUGUGUAUUACUCAAAUAUGGGAGAUGCUAUAGUUACAAGUGAAUUUGUACCACUCUUUAUCUUUCCCAUGCUUAACAGUGAAAAAUAGGUUUUGCCCCCUUUGACAAGCUUUUUGGAGGGUAUUAUUUUUUAUGCUGCUGAAUAUCAUGUCUAUAAUAGACUCAUGCAUGCAGCCUUUCCUCCUCUUUAUUUCCUCAUCCCUUCUCCUUUUUAAUUUUAUUUUUUGGUCUUUAUUGACCUUACGAGCUUUUAACAAAUUUUGAUCUAGGAGCUCCAUUGCUGGAAGUCUGAGUCCCCAGCCAGUUACUCUCAUGAUGAUAUUACUGAUGUGUAACUCAUUCUUGUGUGUGAUGUUCUGUGCUAGAGUCUGUGUAGUGUUAUCCAUAUUCAGAGUUCUAGUUUGUUUUUUCAUUAAAACCUAUUACAGUUUCCUUUUAUGAAAAAAAAAAUCAGAACUCUGUUUCUCAUUCCAUAAUGCCUGACAUUUCAAAUUUUGUAGUAUUCUGUGGUGUAUAUUUUUAAUUUUUACAGUGCUGGGAAUCAAACCCCGGGGCCUUGCUCAUGCUAGGCAAGCACUCUACCACUGAACUACCCUCUUGCCCCAGCUCUAUAUUUUAUUUUUUUUAAUAUCAGUCAAAAAAAUCUUUUGACAUUUCGUGAGAAAACAGUAAAGCUACUGAUAGGCUUUCUACCUUUAUCCUGGCAGUUUAGUAAAAAAAACACUAGGUUCACUUAACUUUUCAGGUUUCUUAUUAAUGUAUCUUUAUCUGAGAAUUUCAAAAGCGCUCUUUAUAAUCUUAAUGGUUUGCUUGAACUAUAAGAACUGCCAUUUAAGAAAAUAAUGGAACAGUAGGUGGUUUAUUGUUUAAUAUACCUAUGAAAUACAUACAAACUGGAUCUACAAACAUAUUUUAAACUGGACCAGAUUGGGUAGUGAUAUGACCCAUCAAAAUGCUCUGCAAUGAUUCUGCUUAAAUUCAUAUUCAGUAACGAAGGUAUAUGUUUUAUGUGCUGCUUGCAAAGCAACUGGCAGGGCUUUGUGUGUUCAUAGAAAGGUACUGAUCUUUGUAGUACUCACAUCUGACUGAGAAGGAUUAAACUUGGGCUGUUUUUUUUCCUUGUUGAGCCUCUUUCUAGGAUUUUUUUUUUUUUUGUCUUUAAAAAAAGAUUAGUUUUCUGAAUGUAUCAUGUCUUCAUUAACAACAGAAAAUAUACAUGGUGUUUACUAAACUUGUUUACUAUAUUAAAAUUUCCUUUUUAUUUUUGGUAGCCCAGGCUCUUCAGCAUUUCAAGACAGAUUUUUUUUUUUAUUCUUAAUGAGAUAUAUAGUUGCAGGAAGGAGUGUUAAUUAAGCCAGAAUUUUGUGUGGAAAGCCAGGUUCCUAUCUGGGUCUUUUUGUGUCUGUCAGAGGUGGUGGGAAUAUGGUCCAAAUAAAUCCCUGAGGUUAUUCCUACAAGCAUGCGCUUUUAGCUUCUCUUGUCACUGAGGAUCAAAUAUCCCUUUGUGAGCUGGCCUCAGCUCCUUUGCUUAUGUGUAUAACUCUCAGAUGAUAGUACAUUUUAUAUCUACCAGAGCUAUUCAAGCAAUAGUAUUUGAACCACUAGCCUUUUAAAUAAAAUUCUGCCCUGUUGCUAAUGUGCAGAUGUUGAGUCCACUGUCAUUUCUUGCCAAGAUUUCUUUGCACUGCUCUAGACAAAAUGUAUUUUUUACUUUGAUUAACAUCCCAGUUUGCUUCAGUGACAGAAUUUACUGCAAAGUCUUUGUACUUUUUAAAAAAUAUAAAUUUAAUCCACUGUCCGUGAAAUGUCUUAGUUGUGAUUUAAGGGGCCAACUUUCCAGGCAGCUAGUAGAGAUACUGUUCUGUUCCUUUCCCAGAAAAGUUUAAUCCCUUUGCCCACCCUCCUGCUAUUUGGUAGCCAGUGAUGGAACUUUAAAGAUGUCUGUGUUUGGGUUGAAGGUAGACUGCCUCAGGGUGAUCUAGUGCAAGUUAUUUUGUUGCCCACACAGUGUAGGUUGCCAUAGGCAGUGAUCUGGCCAUCACCUUGAAUCUUCUGUCAAAAAUCUUAAUCCACCAAGACAAAUCUUAAGUAGCUCAUGGUCCAUUCUUAAGAAUUGUAAUCCAUGCCUGCCUGUAAUUCUACCUACUUAGGAAGCAGAGGCAGGAAGAUCCCAAAUUCAAGACCACCCCAGGCAAUUUAGCAUGGAAGACCCUGUCUCAAAACAAACCUGUUGGGGAUGUAUGUAGCUCAGUGGUGGAACGCUUGCCUAGGAAGCGUGAGGCCCUGUAUUUAAUCCCUCGUAUCACAAAAAAGGAAAAGAAUUGUUAACUCUUGUUUAUAAACAUAAAAAGAAAUUCUUGGCCUUUUUUUUUUUUUUAACCUAGUCACUGUUUACAGUUGUAUGCUAAAGCCUGAAAUAAUGUCUGUGCUGUGGUGUAUGAACAUUGCCAAUUUUAUAUUUAUUGCAGUGAAGAAGAAACUAAAAUUAUUUGAAAAGGAGGAGCAUGUCCAGGCUCCUGAAUCUGUGUGGGUCCAUGUGGGAGCAGUGAGUGGGCGCCUCUUAAAAGGAGGCUUUUUGGAGAGGAGCCCCAGACUCCCCUGGGGUGUUCCUUUGGGGAAUCACUGCUGCUGGCUGUCUGAACCUCCCCAAGGGGAGCUUGUGACUCUGCUUUGGCAAAGUUUCCUUGACUAUUAGUACUCAUUCUGUUUAGUGCAUAUUUCAAUAUAAAUGUCCAUUUCACUCAAACUUGCUGAUGUCUUUCUGUCUCCUUUUAUCAUAUUUUGGAUUCCAGUGGGAAAAAAAAGGGAUGGUUUUUUUCCUACCUUAUCAUAAGUAAAUUGGAUACUUUUAUCAUUUUGCUUCUUUUCUGUGGAACUGAAUGUACUCUUACCUUCUUGGGUGGGGUGAAUAGUUAUAAGGAAUCCUGGGUACAAAAGAGGAAAAAUUGUUAAAUGUGUUCAGAAUAUCUGGCAAUUAAAAAUAACUCUUAAACCAUAAA
This is a messenger RNA of Ictidomys tridecemlineatus (thirteen-lined ground squirrel), 4624 nucleotides long. RefSeq names its product platelet activating factor acetylhydrolase 1b catalytic subunit 2 (gene Pafah1b2). Gene Ontology annotation, cellular component: cytoplasm. The record is from RefSeq and is a predicted model, not a curated record. Gene Ontology annotation, molecular function: platelet-activating factor acetyltransferase activity. NCBI's taxonomy places the organism in Eukaryota, Metazoa, Chordata, Mammalia, Rodentia, Sciuridae.